AUGUCUGGUGUGAGCGAGGAAGUAAGUUCCAGUGACACUGGAGAAAAUAGAUUGGUGACUAGUGAUAACAGUACUGAAGAAUCAAUCAGGGCAAAUGCUGAAGAGGUUGAUUUUAACGCACAAGUAGAUGAGCAACGUCGUCGCAUGCAACCAACGAAACUGGAGUCUUUUUUUGCUAUAACCAAAUCUCUUAUUAUAAGAGCUUUAGUAAUUUAUUUUAUUACAUCUAUGUUUCGACCGGCGUCACCGCCUAAACCUGCUGAUGUCCACAAUCCUUCUGGAACAUCGCGUGUACCAGCAGUGAAUAUGUUUUCUAAUGGGACAGUAUUGGACAUGUAUUGUUACAUAUCUGAUAAAGAAUUCUUAGGAAAUUUUAAUGACUCUCAAUUCAUAUGGAAGCAGGCUGGUUUAAUUUAUGGUGACUGGUAUGGAGGUCCCAACGGAGAUGGCACAUACACAUAUUCUACAGAAAUUGUGCCUACAAAAACAUUAUUAAAUAAUGGCUCCAUUUAUCUCCACACAUAUAUAGUUCCAUCAGGAAAAUCACCAGAUCCUAAAGAUAGGAGCAACUAUGCUGGUUCCCAUAUAACAUAUGGUAAAAAAAUGUUAAACAAAUACAAAAAGUUGCGAUAUCAAAAAACGCAUAAUCUUUUAACUGGACAGACAGAAAAAUCAGAAGAAGAAGUUAAAAAAGCUGAGACAUUAAAGGAAGAAAUAGUAUCCCAUUGGCAUCCCAAUUUGACUAUCAAUCUUGUUACUGAUCAAACUAACUGGAUGCAGGGUAGUGUGCCACCACCCCUCGAUGAAUUUAUUUACUUUUUGCCGGAUGGUAAAACAUACAAACCAGCAGUGUUCCUGAAUGAUUAUUGGAACAUGAUGCGUGACUAUGUUCCUAUAAACAAAACUACAACCAAACUUACGUUACAAUUGACUUAUCAACCUUUAAGUCUUUUUAAGUGGCAAUUGUACACUGCCCAAGCAAUGCGAGAUAAACUUAGUGUUUUCUCAGCAUUGGGUGCUGAAGAACAGGACGAAGAACAAGACACUGUAAAAGAAUUACUCUUGGAUACAUCGCCAUAUUUACUGGCAUUGACAAUAUCUGUGUCAGUACUUCAUUCUAUAUUUGAAUUGCUGGCUUUCAAGAAUGAUAUCCAAUUCUGGAAUAAUAGACAGUCGCUGGAAGGACUGUCUGUAAGAUCAGUAUUCUUUAAUGUUUUUCAAUCAACCGUUGUGUUACUUUAUGUUCUCGACAAUGAGACGAAUGUUAUGGUUCGUAUUUCUUGCUUCAUUGGCUUAAUGAUAGAAAUUUGGAAAAUUAACAAGGUAAUGGAUGUCAAGAUAAAUAGAGAGAAGCGAAUAUUUGGAAUUCCUACAUUGACUUUCAAAGAUAAAGGUUCCUAUGUGGAAUCUAGUACUAGAGAAUACGACACCUUAGCUUUCCGGUAUCUCAGUUGGGCCUGCUUUCCUCUUUUGAUUGGGUACGGUGUCUACUCUUUAUUGUACCAGGAGCAUAAGGGAUGGUACUCCUUCGUUCUGAACAUGAUGUAUGGUUACUUAUUGACCUUUGGAUUUAUUAUGAUGACGCCUCAGUUAUUCAUUAACUACAAAUUAAAGUCGGUUGCACAUUUGCCUUGGCGCAUGAUGACAUACAAAUUCCUCAAUACAUUCAUUGACGACAUAUUCGCAUUUGUAAUUAAAAUGCCAACAAUGUAUCGUUUAGGCUGUUUUAGAGAUGAUAUUGUAUUUUUCAUUUUCUUAUAUCAACGCUGGAUUUACAAAGUUGAUCAUAAACGCGUCAAUGAAUUUGGAUUUUCUGGAGAAAUGGAGCAACAGAAAAAAGAAGCUGACAAUGGCAAUUUAGCUAUAACUCAAAGUGAACAUCAAGAACCCUGUGACAAGAAGAACGAUUGA
Parnassius apollo (apollo) is the source of this 1911-nucleotide messenger RNA. The record is from the annotation of a GenBank genome assembly. NCBI's taxonomy places the organism in Eukaryota, Metazoa, Arthropoda, Insecta, Lepidoptera, Papilionidae.